AUGGCAAUAUCACCCGACCUCACUGCAGUCGCCGUUCCAGGUUUACAUGAUCCGACUCAAUCAGAUGGCGCCUUCAAUUGCAAGUCCCGACACUCCCGCUGCGACGAGAAGAAGCCGGUCUGCAGCAACUGCGAGCGCUUGAACCUGCGUUGCCAUGCCCCCGAAUUCAUCACUCCCUCCGCAUGGAGCGCGGCCAUCGACUCCCCGCCGCGACGGCAAGAAAGCGACGAUCACGACCAUGUCGCCCAUACCGAGCCGCCUACAUCCACCUGGGACGUCUUCCACUCCCCCGUGCAGGGCUUCAGCUCCGAUGAUUCCCUCCAGGCCCUCCUCUCCCAGCCUGAAGCCCCCUCUAUCCCGGCCUUGACGCUACAACCUUCCUUAUCACCCACGGUUUCCCUGACUGCAGAGAUGGCGCACCUCCUAUACGUCUACCAAUUCGGCGUGUCGACCUGGAUGGACCUCUUCGACCACACCCUCACCUACCAACGCGCCGUCACACGGCGCGCCCUCGUCUCAAAUCUCCUCCUCCACUGCAUCUGCGCCUUCACCGCCAAGCACCUCAGCCUCUUGGUCUCAGGUGAGAUCUGGACGCCCGUAGCAGCACGCUACUACGGCGAGUCCCUGCGCCUGCUAAUCGGGGCCCUGGGCAGCGCAGCACCCCAGGAAGACACGCUAACCGCAACGAUGCUGCUAAGUAGUUAUGAGGUGGUUGCUGCGCAGGGCCAAGAGCAUCGCCGGCACCUCUUUGGGGCGGGAAGGUUGAUUAGGACGCAUGGCAUCAGCGCGCUCUCGGUCGGGAUUGAUAGGGCAAACUUCUGGAUCUACGUCCGGCAUGAGAUUUCUGUGGCGUUGGUGACGGAGAGGCCGCUGCAGAUGAGGCCGAUGGAGUGGGGUGUCAGGUGGGAGGACGGCGAGGCCGAGGAAGAUACGUUGGGAAAUCAGCUUUUGUGGUUACUGGGCAGGGCGAUUGAUUUGACCUAUGCGAGGGAUCCCAAUACCGGAGAGUCGGCGGCGACAAUAGGCGAGAGAAUGGACUUGAUGCGAGACGUGGAAGUGUGGUUUAAUGGCUUGCCUGGGUCGUUUGAGGGGGUGAAAUACGAGGAAACGGAGGAAGGUUUUUCGAAGUUGUACUUUGCUGUUCCUGCUGCUGGUGAGUGGCCUUCCGAUGCCGGAAACAGAGAGAUGAAGAUGAAGCCCUUGAAUGACACUGUCCAGCUGCCGCGAUGA
Molecule: messenger RNA, 1230 nt
Organism: Coniosporium apollinis CBS 100218
Lineage: Eukaryota; Fungi; Ascomycota; Dothideomycetes
Exons: 3
Coding region: 1-1230 (409 amino acids)
Biological process (GO): positive regulation of transcription by RNA polymerase II
Cellular component (GO): nucleus
Molecular function (GO): transcription cis-regulatory region binding; zinc ion binding; DNA-binding transcription factor activity, RNA polymerase II-specific
Source: RefSeq, a predicted model, not a curated record